AUGGUAGACAAUGCAGGCCCAGGUCACCAAGCUGGGACUUCUGGAGACGCCUCUCCAAUUCUCAGUCCGACCGCAGAGGAGCGUAAUCGACGUAAGAUAGUCAGCUUCAAGGUCACCCAUGUCCUUCUCACUCUCUUUCUCUUAUGGUUGAUGACUGUACAUAUUGUUGGCAUUCUCUUCUUUGCUAAAGGCUUUCUUCUCACCAGAUUGGUGUUGGACAACAAAUCCGAAUGUGGCAUACUUCCAUCUGACAAGCCUUCUCGAGAAAUUGGCGGAUGCUGGCAUCCAAAGUCGUUCGAUCGGGCGGUUGUCAUAAUAAUUGAUGCUUUACGAUAUGAUUUCACCAUUCCUUCUCAUCGUUUCUAUACAGAACCUCAGAAAAAGUUCUAUUUAGACAAUCUGCCCAUUCUUCACCAGACCGCUGCUUCAAACCCUGCCAAUGCAAUCCUGCUCCCAUUUAUCGCCGAUCCUCCGACUAGCACCCUCCAACGUCUCAAGGGCUUGACAACUGGUACUCUUCCUACAUUUAUCGAUAUUGGUUCAAAUUUUGCGGGUACAGCUAUCGAAGAAGAUAAUAUCAUUUCUCAGCUGAAAGAUGCCGGCAAGACGAUUGUACAACUUGGAGAUGACACAUGGCAUUCCCUCUUUCCUGGAUAUUUCCAUCCGAAUAUGACACAUCCGUAUGAUUCUUUCAACGUGUGGGACCUGCAUACUGUCGACAAUGGGGUCAUCGAGCAUAUUAUGCCUUUGCUUGACCAGACGCCGGUCCAGUGGGACGUUAUUUUCGGCCACUUCCUUGGGGUUGAUCAUGCAGGCCACCGGUACGGUCCUGACCAUCCGGCAAUGGCCGAAAAGCUCCGUCAAAUGGACGGUGUCAUUCGGCAAAUAAUGGAGAAGAUUGACGAGAAAACGCUCCUUGUCAUUAUGGGCGACCAUGGUAUGGACACCAAGGGCGACCAUGGUGGGGAAUCCGAUGACGAGAUCGAAGCAGCGCUUUGGAUGUAUUCCAAGAAGCCUUGCUUCGGCCGCAUCGACGCGGCCGACAGCUUGCCUCCGGCUACAGCGAAGGAGCGCCCAGUUGGCCAAAUUGAUCUGGUCUCAACUCUAUCAAUCCUCCUUGGCCUCCCCAUCCCCUUCAACAACCUCGGCAAACCAAUUGCUGAAGCUUUUGCAGGGCCUGGUACGACGGACUGGGAAAAUCUUGCCAGAGUGGAGCAAUUGGUCCAGAGUCAGAUCUCACGAUAUCAAAAGUAUUAUACGCGCUCGCGGGACCUAGGUCUGCCCCAAGAAGCAUACACCAAGCAGAACCAGUAUGUGGUCGACGCAGUAGAUGCUACGGCGCACGGCAAGUGGCAGGAAUCACAUAAUGCCCUUGUCAACUGGCAUAGAGAGGUGAUAUCCAUGUACAGACAACUGUGGGCCAAUUUCAACUUGACAGAUAUGUUGAUUGGUGUUCUGCUUUCGGGUCUCGGGUUGGGGUUUUUGUUCCUGUUUUCCUGCUUCUUGGAAGGAGACAAAGCCGGUCUCGCAGUGCAUCUGCUCAGGAGCGCUGGACUGGGCUCCAUGACAGGCGCUGCGCUCGGCGCGCUGACUGGACUUUUCUUGCCUGCGCACUUCACUGUGGCGGCGGGAUUGAUCUUCGGCGCAGGGAUCGGAGGCGUCGUUGCCGCUUGCUUCUGGUCUUGUCAACACCUUUUCGCUCCAAAGUCGUAUGUGCCAUCCGCAUGGGGGUGGUUGGCUUUCGUCUUCUGUGUGGCCCAAUCGGCGGGAUUCGCAUCGAACUCCUAUACCAUCCACGAAGACACCAUCCUCCUCUUUUUCCUGAGUUCAUUCGGCAUCGUCUCCUUGGUCUCGUCAUUACGACAAGCGUCCAAACCUGAUCGAGUACUGGGCGCAUACCAAUCCGUCGUCUUCGUAUUCCUCACCCGAGCCGCGUCAUUUUCACGUCUUUGUCGAGAAGAGCAAAUGCCGGGCUGUCGCUCCAGCUUUUAUGCUUCGACAAACUCAUCAAUCUCGGCCCCCUGGCAGCUUCUCAUCCCUUACACCGUGGCUCUGAUCAUACCGGAAAUCAUUAAGGCGUUCUACAAGGGCACUGCAUCGUAUGCAGGGUCGGCCGGGUUUUGGAUUGGCUUCAGUGUCCGCAUGGGCUUGUUGCUCGUUGCUGCCUACUGGACGGUAGAUGCUGCGGAUAAUGGGGACUGGCUGCUGGAGCGAGUCUCAUCAGCGACGCUCAAGACAGUCAACAUCACGCUGGCCAGGUGUGCCCUGGCAAUCGCAAUUCCUGUCGGGAUAGGGACCUUUGUGUGGGCAAAACCCUGUAUCGAUAUCUCGAUAACCGAAGCGACGACUGCCAAGGACGAAUCUGGCGCCCGUGGCCGGCCCCAGCUAGCUGUCUUUGGCUAUGCCAACGUCUUUGGCAGCCGUCACUUCAUUAUGAUACCGAUCCUUGUCCUUGCAGUGUCACUGCUUCUGCCACCCAUGGGUCAGUAUUCCAUCGCUAUUCUCAGCUGGCAGAUCUUGUGCCUCCUCGAGAUCCUAGAUACCAACGGACUUAUGAUUACCUCUGCCACCAAAUCCAGCAUUGGCCCUAUUAUGCUCGCAAUCCUGGGCUCCUACCAUUUCUUCAAGACCGGACACCAGGCAACCCUAGCCUCGAUUCAAUGGAACUCGGCAUUUGUGCCGCUGCGUACGAUUCAAUAUCCUUGGUCUCCGCUUCUUGUCGUGCUCAAUACCUUUGGAGCUCAGAUUAUCUGCGCGGCAGCGGUGCCAUUGACGGUUCUAUGGAAGAGACCGGUCGACAAAGCAGGUGUACGCGGGUUAUGGAACGACGUGCUCGGGGCUUGUCUUAAGCACGCUCUGUACUAUGCGACCAUCCAACUGGCAACGACGAUGUGGGCAGGACAUCUGCGACGGCAUUUGAUGCUGUAUCGAGUUUUCAUGCCACGAUAUCUCAUGGCCAACGGGGUGCUGCUGAUCGUGGAUCUAGUGCUGGCUUUGUUUGCCUUGGCCAGCGUUCGGGUGGUCGGGCUCAGUGUUGGGGAGGUGUUCGGCUUUUGA
This is a messenger RNA of Fonsecaea multimorphosa CBS 102226, 3057 nucleotides long. RefSeq lists its product as uncharacterized. Gene Ontology annotation, cellular component: endoplasmic reticulum membrane. The record is from RefSeq and is a predicted model, not a curated record. Bases 1 to 3057 code for a protein of 1018 amino acids. Lineage: Eukaryota; Fungi; Ascomycota; Eurotiomycetes; Chaetothyriales; Herpotrichiellaceae. Gene Ontology annotation, biological process: GPI anchor biosynthetic process. The transcript is spliced from 2 exons. Gene Ontology annotation, molecular function: mannose-ethanolamine phosphotransferase activity.